AUGACUCGACUAAGCGCAGCUCUGCUCCAGAACGACGCCGGCAAGCGAGUCGUCAUCUCCCGCGGAGGUCCAGUGCGAGUGUCGCGGGGACGUAAACCGGAGCGGAUCCAAGUGAGUCGGGUAUCCGAAUCCUCCGAACGGCGGGUAUAUCGAGGUCAAGGGGCGCAGGUCACGACGGGUGUGAAGUCCAGAGUGUUUCAACAAUUGUCUGUUGCCAAUAAUUUCCACUGCGCCGAAAUCUGGCUCGCGCUAGCCCCACUUGGGUUAGAUGUGGUGCCUAAUCCAACAGGCUUUGGGCAAUGCCUGGGACAAGUACACAACGCCACGCUAGAUAAGCGCGGGAACGCAAAAUACUGGAUCGCUGCUGCGGGUGGAGCACAGACUAGGAUCUGGCCAGCAGGGUCUAAAAUAACUCUAAAGCAAAAUUACAACCACGGCACGUCAAGCGUGGCUGAGGCUGACAUCCGUUACUAG
Penicillium lagena is the source of this 474-nucleotide messenger RNA. RefSeq lists its product as uncharacterized. The transcript is spliced from 2 exons. Lineage: Eukaryota; Fungi; Ascomycota; Eurotiomycetes; Eurotiales; Aspergillaceae. The record is from RefSeq and is a predicted model, not a curated record. The coding region runs from base 1 to 474 and encodes 157 amino acids.